Messenger RNA from Gongylonema pulchrum, 174 nucleotides. The record is from the annotation of a GenBank genome assembly. NCBI's taxonomy places the organism in Eukaryota, Metazoa, Nematoda, Chromadorea, Rhabditida, Gongylonematidae.
AUGAUUAAAACAUAUCAGCCUGAACUGAAGAGAUACAUGGGUUUGCGAAUGGACUUAAAACUGAACGGCAAUCGUAGCGUGACAGGCGUUUUAUGUGGAUUCGACGCCUUCAUGAAUGUCGUUAUCGAUGAAGCUGUGGAGAAUAUGAAGGUUACACUUUCCCCCAUACUUUAG